UAUACCGAAAACUUAGCGUUUCACCGCUGGACCGCUGCUGCUGUGUAUUUGUAUUGGAAGCAUCUGUAUGUGUGGCCAAGACUGCCAAACGAUCCUCUGGGGGGGGACUGGGAUCUCCACGGUUGGUGCGGAUGGUGCUUGUAGGUGUGCUUGCGGAAACGAAACAUGGUCAGAGUACAACAUUGUUGGGCUGCCAUCCUGUGUUCCGUCGAAGGCACACGUGGUCUUCGGCACAGUUGGGGUGCUCAUGGCGACGACAAGCCUGUGCCAUUCAGCAUAUCAACUCUAUCGCCAGGUCAAACAUCACAGACAGGUCAUCACGGCAUCCAUUUCCUCGGUAGAGAAAUGUCGUAGAUGGCUUCAUAUCGUCGUGAUUAUCCACGCCGUCAUCGGCCUAUGCUAUUUUGGAAUGGUGCUGUUGCUGGACAGCGAGCGACUGUGGAUGUCGACCAUCUUCAUGUUGAGCGCAGGCCAAACCAUGAUGACCAUCGGCGGUAUUUUGACCGUGCGCAUGUGGAUUUACUGCAACGAUCCCCGGCUGACCCGAGAGACACCGGAAAUACUGGCGAUAUCGGAAGCGCUAGAACGGCCGACAGGGUGCUUUGUGUCCAAUACUGUGAUGUGUGUAGGCCCUGCCAUUGCAACUGUCCUAGCAGUGGCUAAGAGUUUGCAAGCGGCCGGCAAGGUCUCCGCGGUAGCGUUUCUGGGUUUGAUCGUAUUCUGCGACUUCAUCAUCUUGAAGAGCGGUACUGCCCUUUUGCGAACUGUGAACAAAUAUUUGCGUAACACCGUGGAGCGUUCCGAGAGGAGUAACAGCAUAGUGGCAGGAACGGUAGGAUCACUACCGCUCUUGAAAGCAGCGAGGAAGAACAUCAAGUUUGCGUUGUAUUUUUGCCUCGUUGUGUCCCUGUUGACCGCGUUUCUCAUGAUCUGCCUUUUCACGACCUAUGGAGCGACAGCACCGUUGAUUUUUUUCGGCAUUCCGUAUGGAUUCUCACCGCCCGUAUGGUUCGUUUUCAACGUCCAGCUGCACGCUGGGAGGAGCAGGAGUCGUACCUCAACCGAUGUCGUUUCAGGCGCUAGCAGCGUAAUUUGGAAAGUGUCCAGUGUCGCAACUACAAUCGUGUCUAGGGUCAAAGGAGCUGUGCUUGGUAGCAAGCGGUUUGUGGUUCCGGCUUUGACCCCCGCUUCGCCCUAG
Messenger RNA from Ectocarpus siliculosus, 1198 nucleotides. The record is from the annotation of a GenBank genome assembly. NCBI's taxonomy places the organism in Eukaryota, Phaeophyceae, Ectocarpales, Ectocarpaceae.